AUGUUUGUCAUGCUAGAGGAGGCCUUGAAUGGCUUAUCUUCAAACAUAUCCCUACCCGAAGCUGGUUUAUCUUCAGACGCAUCUAUUCGUGAUCAGAAGCCAGGGGACAUUAUGUCUGUCACUACUUGCAAUGAGGAUCUUUCUUUACGCGAUGAUAAAAUCAGGAGCAGCAAAACUGAUGGCAGCGCACCCAGCUCUACUACCGGGGCUGCAGUAACUUCUGUUGGGCUGUCUCAACGCCUGCCUCCUUGGGCAGUUCGCGUACCAUAUCGAAUGUCACGUGUUUCUCUUGACCCAACCACGCGAUGCCUUGUGGAGCACGGCCACUCAGGUAAGCAAGCUGACACUGUACCAGAAUCAAGCCAACUACAACAGUAUCAUCGUCGAGUGCUGCCGCGCGAUCGAGCCCGAAUUGGAUGCGAAUCUGCUACCGGAACUGCAGAUCCAAUUGUAAUCCAAGAAGAGACUGGCAUUGUUGCAAGUUCUGCCUUCAGUGCCGGGAGUUCAUCAGUUAUCGGGCAGUCUACAGCUUUUGCGAUGCCCAAAGCCUUGCACGCCUCAGCAAAGGUUACCCGUGCGGCCCCGGCGGUACGAGCUGCAUAUUCGGCUAUUGCCAAUGUGCCCAGCGUACCUAUUGUUUCCUGCGAUCUUCAAUCUUUGGAGCAAUCCACUUCAGCACCUCAUACUGAGUCAGUAUCACCUUUUACUCCUGGACAACUGACGGCAGCUGGUGAAUCUUCGAUUGGGAAGUCAAGCGGAGUAACAGAUGCACAGUGGGCAGCAGCUUUACAGGCUAAAGAUCCUCUAAUGUUUACCGAACAUCGUCGAGAGAAUACAGGGCUCUUCCAUUCUUCUGUAAAGUUGGUCCAGAAGCAUACUGUAUCAAAAAAUAUUUUCAGUAAAGCCUCUUAA
This is a messenger RNA of Protopolystoma xenopodis, 912 nucleotides long. The record is from the annotation of a GenBank genome assembly. NCBI's taxonomy places the organism in Eukaryota, Metazoa, Platyhelminthes, Monogenea, Polystomatidea, Polystomatidae.